Molecule: messenger RNA, 1849 nt
Organism: Vigna umbellata (rice bean)
Lineage: Eukaryota; Viridiplantae; Streptophyta; Magnoliopsida; Fabales; Fabaceae
Source: RefSeq, a predicted model, not a curated record
UUGUAAACCACGUUAUUGUGUGCAGCUUCUUCUCUCAGUUGGGUUUCUCGCUUCCUCUAAUCUUCUCCUUCUCUCUCCUCACUUUCACUUCAAUUUUCUCAUUCCUUUCCAGAAUUAGGAUCAAUUCUCGAUUGUUGGUCGGGGAUUGAUCAACUCUCACAAUCUAUUUUCUUUUCUUACCUGCGAUGCUCUUAGUUCCAAGAUGAAGUUGAAGAGGAAAAGGGCACUUGAAGUGCCUCCCAAAAUUAGAUGUUUCAUUGAUCGUGUUACUUCAGUUCCACUUGAGAAGAUAGAAGAACCUUUGAAGGGUUUUGUUUGGGAGUUUGAUAAGGGAGAUUUUCAUCACUGGGUUGACCUUUUUAACCAUUUUGAUUCAUACUUUGAGAAGUACAUAAAACCAAGGAAGGAUUUGCUGAUUGAUGAUGAUUUUCUUAAUUUGGAUCCUCCAUUCCCUAGAGAAGCCAUUCUUCAAAUUCUUCGUGUCAUCAGAACAGUUUUGGAUAAUUGCACAAAUAAACAUUUCUAUAGUUCAUAUGAGCAGCAUCUCUCUGCAUUGCUUGCAUCUACUGAUCCAGAUGUGGUUGAGGCUAGCCUAGACACUUUGGCUACCUUUUUGAAGAAAACAGUUGGAAAGUACUCCAUAAGAGACUCUUCCUUGAAUUCAAAAUUGUAUGCUCUUGCCCAAGGAUGGGGUGGAAAGGAGGAAGGACUUGGAUUGAUUGCAUCUGCUGUACCUGAUGGUUGUGACCAUAUUGCGUGUGAAUUGGGUUGUACCCUUCAUUUUGAAUUUUAUGCUGUAAAUGAGCCAGAGAGUGACAUAAAAGUGGCCGAACCCUUGGUCCAAGGCUUGCAAAUUAUACACUUAAGUGAUAUUGACAAACGUGUGGAAACUGAUCUUGAGCUUUUGCACAAGUUAGUUACGGAAUAUAAGGUGCCUGCCAGUUUAAGAUUUUCUUUAUUGUCAAGACUACGUUUCGCUAGGGCUUUUGGUUCUUUGGCUUCUAGACAGAAAUAUAUAUGCAUUCGCUUGUAUGCCUUCAUAGUACUAAUUCAAGCAUGUGCUGAUGCUGAUGACCUCGUUUCGUUCUUCAAUGCUGAGCCUGGAUUUAUCAAUGAAUUAGUAUCAUUACUGAGCUAUGAAGAUGCAGUUUUGGAGAAAAUUCGGAUUUUAUGUUUGCAUGCAUUAGCUGCUCUUUGCCAAGAUCGUUCUCGUCAGCAGUCAGUACAGACGGCAGUUACAUCUGGUGGGCAUCGUGGCAUUUUAUCUAGCCUGAUGCAAAAAGCCAUUGACUCUGUUACCAGUAAUACCUCAAAAUGGUCAGUUCAUUUUGCUGAAGCUCUUUUGUCUCUUGUCACCGUGUUGGUUUCAACAUCAUCAGGUUGCUCUGCCAUGCGUGAAGCAGGAUUUAUUCCUACUCUGCUACCCCUCCUUAAAGAUACGAACCCACAGCAUUUGCAUUUGGUUGAAAAGGCUGUGCGCAUUUUGGAGGCUUUUAUGGAUUACAGUAAUCCAGCUGCUGCUCUAUUCAGAGAUUUGGGAGGUUUGGAUGAUACCAUCUCUCGCUUAAAGAUUGAAGUCUCCUAUGUAGAAAAUGGUGGAAAACAGCCAGAUGAAAAAUCUGAGUCUAGUGCAAGAAGUGUAAAUAUGGUUACAAGUUCUUCAACUGGGCUGGAUGAUGUGCAAAAACCAUUGUAUUCUGAACCAUUAAUUUCAUAUCACCGUAGGUUGCUAAUGAAAGCUUUAUUGCGUGCUAUAUCCCUGGGAACUUAUGCCCCUGGAAAUACUGCUCGUAUCUAUGGAUCUGAAUAGAAUGUUUUGCCUCAUUGCUUAUGCAUAAUUUUUAGAAGG